Rosa chinensis is the source of this 1701-nucleotide messenger RNA. RefSeq lists its product as uncharacterized. Bases 1 to 1701 code for a protein of 566 amino acids. NCBI's taxonomy places the organism in Eukaryota, Viridiplantae, Streptophyta, Magnoliopsida, Rosales, Rosaceae. Gene Ontology annotation, molecular function: nucleic acid binding; RNA-DNA hybrid ribonuclease activity. The record is from RefSeq and is a predicted model, not a curated record. The transcript has a single exon.
AUGGAGGUUUACAUCGAUGACAUGGUGGUGAAAAGUAAGCAUCGGAAGGACCAUAUAGAGCACCUAAGGGAAGCAUUUGAGAUAUUGCGGCGUUACGGCAUGAGGCUCAACCCAGCCAAAUGCGUGUUCGGGGUAUCCUCAGGACAGUUUUUGGGACAUCUCGUCAGCAAAAGAGGAAUCGAACCAAAUCCGGAGAAGGUGGAAGCCAUCAUACAAAUGCGCGAUCCGGAAACCAAGGAGGAUAUACAAGUGUUAACUGGUCGCAUCGCCGCUUUGAGUCGCUUCAUUUCUCGGCUCACUGAUCGAUGUAAACCCUUCUUUAGGGCAUUGAAGAAUAAGCGAGCUGAUUUUUGGGGCCCGGAGCAGUCUGAAGCUUUGGCUAGUUUGAAAAAAUACCUCUCCGGAAGACAGUUUCUAUCCGUGCCCCGCGACGGCGAGCCCCUUUGCAUAUAUUUGGCGAUAUCAGAUGUGGCGACGAGCGCCGCCUUGUUCAGAGAAGAGGGACAUCGGCAAGAACCUAUAGCAUAUACGAGCCGCAGUCUCCUGGACACCGAGACUAGAUAUUCCCCGUCUGAAAAAGUGAUCCUAGCCCUAAUUACUGCGAAAAGAAAAUUACGACAAUAUUUCGAGGGGCAUAGCAUCACAGUAUACACCAAUCUGCCAAUUCGUUCCAUCCUGUCGAAACCAGAUACGUUCGGGAGGAUGGCUAAAUGGGCUAUCGAAUUGAGUGAAUUUGACAUCACAUAUAAGCCGAGGUCGGCACUCAAGGGCCAAGCGUUAGCAGAUUUCUUGGUCGAAUGUCAUUUCCCAGCACCAAUCCCGAAGGGUUCAUGGAUAGACCCAUCCUGGGAGAUGCACGUUGAUGGCGCGUCCAAUUUCUCCAGAGCAGGGGCAGGUAUUGUACUUCAAAGUUCUGAGGAUAUCCAGAUCGAGUGCGCGGUACAUUUGGAUUUUCCAGCAUCCAACAACGUAGCUGAAUAUGAAGCUCUGGUGACGGGCUUGACCCUAGCGAAGAAACUGCGAAUCCAACGCUUGCAAGUAUAUUCCGACUCACAACUAGUCGUUGGAUUGACUAAUGACGACUACGCCGCCAAGGACGAACGCAUGUCUAGGUAUCAGGAUUUGGUUCGAGGGUUGAUGCGCGGGUUCGAGCAACUUUCAUUGGUCAAGGUACCUCGUGAGAAGAAUUCCCGUGCGGAUGAGUUGGCUAAAGCCGCUUCAGGUUGCACGGAGAUCACCAACAUCGCUAAAAUUGAGGUGCUCGAAGGACCAAGUAUUGAAGGUGUCAGGCCUCGCCAUCCGGUCAUGACGAUCGAGUCAAUUCCAAACGACUGGAGAGGUCGAAUUGUCAAUUACCUUGAAUUUGGCAUCCAGCCAGAUGAUCCAACGGAGGCCAAAAAGCUCAGGAUGAAGGCUGCGCGGUACCUUGUUGUCGAGGAGGAGCUUUUCAGACGUUCAUUUUCCGGUCCCCAUCUUAGAUGCUUGGGACCUUCUCAGGCACUGCUCGUUCUCGAAGAAGUUCACGAGGGGUCAUGCGGGGCACACAUCGGAGGUAGGACCCUUGCGCAUAAGAUACUCUCUCAAGGAUAUUAUUGGCCGUAUCUCUCUCGCGGGAGGCUGAACAGUAUGCCAAGAAAUGCAAUCAAUGCCAAAAGCAUGCACCAAUCAGUCGUUCACCCGCUGAAGAGCUCCAUGCACUAG